Messenger RNA from Gasterosteus aculeatus aculeatus (three-spined stickleback), 5724 nucleotides. RefSeq names its product cytoplasmic FMR1 interacting protein 2 (gene cyfip2). The record is from RefSeq and is a predicted model, not a curated record. Gene Ontology annotation, molecular function: small GTPase binding. Lineage: Eukaryota; Metazoa; Chordata; Actinopteri; Perciformes; Gasterosteidae. Gene Ontology annotation, biological process: regulation of actin filament polymerization.
UCUUUGUGUGGGGUGGAUUAGCUCUCUGGGUUGGAGCGGUGCGAAACUAGAGCAUCAAUCGGCACAGAAGCAGAAGAGGAGCAAAAAAAUAAAUUAAAAACAUAUGUAUAAAAAAUCAGAAUAAAUAAAGAGAUCAGCAGACAUCGGAUCGCCGUCGCAGCGCGUCUCUGGAUUCCGCCGGACGGACAUGCGAUUUACAGACCGGGGUGUUGUGUGUGAGUGACGCCUUGUUGCCAUGACGACCCACGUGACCCUGGAGGAUGCCCUGUCCAAUGUGGACCUGCUGGAGGAGCUGCCCCUCCCGGACCAGCAGCCAUGCAUCGAGCCCCCUCCCUCCUCCAUCAUGUACCAGGCCAACUUUGACACCAACUUUGAAGACAGGAAUGCAUUUGUGACCGGCAUCGCCCGUUAUAUCGAGCAAGCUACAGUCCACUCCAGCAUGAAUGAGAUGCUGGAGGAAGGGCAUGAGUAUGCGGUGAUGCUUUACACUUGGAGAAGCUGCUCCAGAGCCAUUCCCCAGGUGAAAUGCAACGAGCAGCCCAACCGGGUUGAGAUCUAUGAGAAAACAGUGGAGGUCUUGGAACCGGAAGUCACCAAGCUCAUGAAGUUCAUGUACUUCCAGCGGAAAGCCAUUGAACGUUUCUGCAGCGAAGUAAAGCGUCUCUGCCACGCCGAGAGAAGGAAGGACUUUGUGUCCGAGGCCUACCUACUCACUCUGGGCAAAUUCAUAAACAUGUUUGCAGUGCUGGACGAACUGAAGAACAUGAAGUGCAGCGUGAAGAACGACCACUCUGCCUACAAAAGGGCUGCUCAAUUCUUGAGGAAGAUGGCCGACCCGCAGUCCAUCCAGGAGUCCCAGAACCUCUCCAUGUUUUUAGCCAACCACAACAGGAUCACCCAGUGCCUGCACCAACAGUUGGAGGUGAUACCGGGCUACGAGGAGCUUCUGGCCGACAUUGUCAACAUCUGUGUGGACUAUUAUGAGAAUAAGAUGUAUUUGACACCCAGCGAGAAGCACAUGCUGCUAAAGGUGAUGGGCUUUGGUCUGUACCUGAUGGACGGGAACGUCAGUAAUAUCUACAAACUCGACGCCAAAAAGAGGAUCAACCUGAGCAAAAUCGACAAGUUCUUCAAACUUCAAGUGGUGCCGUUAUUCGGAGACAUGCAGAUUGAGCUGUCCCGCUACAUCGAGACCAGUGCCCACUACGAAGAAAACAAGUCCAAGUGGACGUGCACCCAGAGCAGCAUCUCGCCGCAGUACAACCUGUGCGAGCAGAUGGUGCAGAUCAGGGAGGACCACAUCCGCUUCAUCUCGGAGCUGGCGCGCUACAGCAACAGCGAAGUGGUGACGGGCUCGGGCCUGGACAGCCAGAAGUCCGACGAGGAGUACAGGGAGCUGUUCGACCUCGCUCUGAGGGGUCUGCAGCUGCUGUCUAAGUGGAGCACGCACGUCAUGGAAGUUUACUCUUGGAAGCUGGUCCAUCCCACAGAUAAAUUCUGUAACAAGGACUGCCCGGGCACAGCGGAGGAGUACGAACGAGCCACGCGAUACAAUUACACCAGUGAGGAGAAGUUUGCCCUGGUGGAAGUCAUUGCCAUGAUCAAAGGCCUGCAGGUUCUGAUGGGCCGAAUGGAGUCUGUGUUUAACCAAGCCAUCAGGAAUACCAUCUACGCAGCGCUGCAGGACUUUGCCCAGAUGACCCUCAGAGAGCCUCUGCGCCAGGCUGUGCGCAAGAAGAAGAAUGUCCUCAUUAGUGUCCUCCAGGCCAUUCGUAAGACUGUGUGUGACUGGGACGGGGUGAGGGAACCCCCAAAUGACCCCUGCCUGAGGGGUGAGAAGGACCCAAAAGGUGGAUUUGACAUCAAAGUUCCCCGCAGGGCUGUAGGACCCUCCAGCACACAGCUGUACAUGGUGCGCACCAUGCUGGAGUCCCUGAUAGCAGAUAAGAGCGGCUCUAAGAAGACUCUCCGCAGCUGCCUGGAUGGACCCAUAGUGGUGGCCAUAGAAGACUUCCACAAACAUUCCUUCUUCUUCACUCACCUGCUCAACUUCAGCGAGGCCCUGCAGCAGUGCUGCGACCUGUCCCAGCUCUGGUUCAGAGAGUUCUUCUUGGAGCUCACCAUGGGUCGCAGGAUCCAGUUCCCCAUCGAGAUGUCCAUGCCCUGGAUCCUCACUGACCACAUCCUGGAGACCAAGGAGCCCUCCAUGAUGGAAUACGUGCUGUAUCCCUUGGACCUGUACAACGACAGUGGCUACUACGCUCUCACCAAGUUCAAAAAGCAGUUCCUCUAUGAUGAAAUUGAGGCCGAGGUAAACCUCUGCUUUGACCAGUUUGUCUACAAGUUGGCGGAUCAGAUAUUCGCCUACUACAAAGCAAUGGCUGGAAGCGUCCUCCUGGACAAGCGCUUCAGAGCCGAGUGUAAAAACUACGGCGUGAUCAUCCCGUACCCGCCGUCAAACCGCUACGAGACGCUGCUCAAACAGAGACACGUGCAGCUGCUCGGUCGCUCCAUCGACCUGAACCGCCUGAUCACCCAGAGGAUCUCGGCAGCGAUGUACAAGUCCCUGGACCACGCCAUCAGCCGCUUCGAGAGCGAGGACCUCACCUCCAUAGUGGAGCUGGAGUGGCUGCUGGAGAUCAACAGACUAACCCACCGGCUCCUGUGCAAGCACAUGACCCUGGACAGCUUCGACGCCAUGUUCCGCGAGGCCAACCACAAUGUCUCCGCCCCCUACGGGCGAAUCACGCUGCACGUCUUCUGGGAGCUGAACUUCGAUUUCCUGCCCAACUACUGCUACAACGGAUCCACAAACCGCUUUGUACGUACAGCAAUUCCCUUCACCCAGGAGCCUCAAAGGGACAAGCCAGCUAAUGUGCAGCCUUACUACUUGUACGGGUCCAAGCCUCUCAACAUUGCCUACUCCCACAUAUACAGCUCUUAUAGAAACUUUGUCGGCCCGCCCCACUUCAAGACCAUCUGCCGUCUCCUUGGUUACCAAGGCAUUGCUGUGGUGAUGGAGGAGCUGCUCAAGAUUGUCAAGAGCCUGUUACAGGGCACCAUCCUGCAGUACGUGAAAACCCUGAUCGAAGUCAUGCCCAAGAUCUGCCGCCUGCCGCGCCACGAGUACGGCUCUCCAGGUAUCUUGGAGUUCUUCCACCAUCAGCUCAAGGAUAUCAUUGAAUACGCUGAGCUGAAAACCGACGUCUUCCAGAGUUUAAGGGAGGUGGGAAACGCCAUCCUCUUCUGCCUGCUCAUCGAGCAAGCUCUGUCUCAGGAGGAAGUGUGCGACCUGCUCCAUGCCGCCCCCUUCCAGAACAUUCUGCCCCGAGUCUACAUUAAAGAGGGAGAGCGUCUGGAGGUGAGGAUGAAAAGGCUGGAAGCCAAGUACGCCCCUCUCCACCUUGUGCCUCUAAUCGAGAGGUUGGGAACGCCACAGCAAAUCGCCAUUGCCCGCGAGGGGGACCUGCUGACCAAAGAGCGUCUGUGCUGCGGCCUUUCCAUGUUCGAGGUCAUCCUAACGCGCAUCCGCAGCUUCCUGCAGGACGGCGUGUGGCGCGGCCCUCCUCCCACCAACGGCGUGAUGCACGUCGACGAGUGUAUGGAGUUUCACCGCCUGUGGAGCGCCAUGCAGUUUGUCUACUGCAUCCCUGUGGGCACACAUGAGUUCACAGCGGAGCAGUGCUUCGGCGACGGGCUGAACUGGGCCGGCUGUGCCAUCAUCGUGCUGUUGGGACAGCAGCGUCGCUUUGACCUCUUCGACUUCUGCUACCAUCUGCUCAAAGUCCAAAGACAGGACGGCAAGGAUGAGAUCAUCAAAAAUGUGCCCUUGAAGAAGAUGGCAGACCGCAUUAGGAAGUACCAGAUCCUCAACAAUGAGAUCUUUGCCAUUCUCAACAAGUACAUGAAGGCGGUGGAGACGGACAGUUCCACUGUGGAGCAUGUUCGCUGUUUCCAGCCUCCUAUACACCAAUCCCUGGCUACCACCUGUUGAGAUAGACCCUACACACACACACACACACACACACACACACGCACACUUAGCUAUGAUUUGAAUGUCUGCCUCUCCCUGGUCUCGUAGUGGUGUAGAUUACCACGGCGGCUUCACACUGGCUUUAAGAACCCAAAGACAGAUCUUUCCAAACUAGGCCUCUAUUUAAAAAAUGUCUGUCUUUGAUGCCUUGAAGCAUUCGACCAGGCCGGAGGUGGAAGUGUAUAUUCACACCUGUUCUUUUUUUAUUUCACUGUCUGUGUGGCUCACUCAGACUCAUGCAUGCCUCCUUUUAUUCCUUCCGCUGCACACCGGCGGAUCGGACCACCGAUACAAACGCCAAACGAGUAUCUCAUAUUUCAAAACUUGUUUGAAAUCUCCACCACUGGGACUCAUAAAUGCCUUUCAGAAUUUUCAAUCGAGACUUGAGACAAACGUAAAUCUAACAGAGUUUCAAUAAAAGUAUUGCUAGAAAAUAGCUCAUUUUUGAAGUUACAUAAAGCUCUUUAAUAUGGUGCUGUUAAAUGCUACUUCUGCUACUAAUCCGUACAGCGGGCGCCAGUAAAGCCUGUGCUACCAUUAUGCACCAUUAUGCGUGUCCUCUGUUACGACCCAAACCUGUCGUGAUGCAUUGGAAACUCUUCACUCAUUUGUAUGAAAAUCUGGUCAUCCUGAAGCAUUUCAUUACGUAUUCACCUGCUUGCUUUUAAAGGAAUGAAAGUACAUUGUAUUCUUGAUUUGCUCUUAUUUAUCCCGACAACUUUUUUUUUUUUUGGCUUGUUCUUGACACAUUUUUAUUCUGUACAAGUUCCGCUGUAAAUUUCACUGUUGAACCAAGUGAAGUGUUGUGUGUUGUAAUGCUUUUAAUUAUUAAUAUUUUUAUUUACACAUCCGUGGUAUACUUGCGUCUCUACUGGCUGUACACCUCAUCAACUUUAUUUAUUUCUCUUUUGUCCGUCGGAUAGAUUUUUUUAAUAUUCUGUACAUGAUUACAGUGAUAUUAUUUACAAUUCUGGAAAUACACAUUGCAUCUGGGUAUAUGUCUUUGCGUUUUCAAGAGUGAAAAAAACAAAACAAGAUCAGAAAAUACUUAGGUUGUGUAAAGACAGUGCUGUACUAGAUUAACCUGUUCUGAGUGUGAAUGGACGAUGUUGGUCCAGCAGACCUAUGAAAUACUCUGCACAUAAAGGAAAAAAAACAUAAAACAUAACUAAAAUGUCAGUCAUAAUUAAAGUGCAGUUUAAUAAAUAUAGUCGGUAUUUACUAUUGUUGAACUUUUGCUUUAGAUUCAGCAGUGUUGUUAAAACAUGCUAAAUUUGUCCCUAUUUUAUUUCUUAUGACGGAAGGCAAAUUAAUUAUUAACAAGUAACCCUCCUCAAACUGCCCUGUAACCUUUUUAUGCUUUGUUUUUAAAUGAACAAACUUUCUUUUGUAACUGUCUUUUUAAUAUAUUUAUUCAACUCCGACGUAUUGUUCAUUUAAAGGUUGAUCUGGUUGAAAUAGAGGUACCGAUGUAUCAUCUCGAAACCUUAGCAUGGCAAGUGUAAUUUAUUGUCAUCAAUGGCUCCAUUUGUGACAUGAGGCUUUGUUUAUGAUAUUGUUGUACAAGUGACCAUGUUUUGAAGUACAAAAAAAAGUGAAGAAAAAGAAUAUAACGUGUACAACAAUGGUCCUGCAAAGGAUUUGAAAUGAUGUUGUAUUUCCAUGAAAUAAAAAAUGUUUAACUGAAAAAA